CACGAAAACACAUGUGCGAGCAGACGAGUCUUCCAAAACAAAAAGUCAUAUGUCAACAUGGCGGCUAAUAUUAAAAUUUCAAGUUUUCAAAAAAGAAUAAAACCAUCAAAUCCAAACAUUUUAGGUACCAAAAUAUCUGCUGUAAACAGUACGCUUAAUGUGUCCUUUGGUGUUACUUCACUGGAUCAGAUUAUUGAUGGCGGUUUACCGCUGGGGUCACUUUGUGUAGUCGAGGAGGAUAUCUAUGGUUCAUAUGCCAAAAUAAUUACAAAGUAUUUCCUGGCAGAAGGAGCUAUGCAAAAGAACUUUCUAUUAUCUGCUUCAUUAAAUGAAAAUCCAUGGGACCUUCUCAAUAACCUGCCAUCUCCUGUGACAGAACCCAGAGAGACAAAUAUAAUUGAAAACAGGGAGGAAUUGAAGAUAGCAUGGCGCUAUGAGAAUCUUACUUUAGAAGACAACAAUCAGCGAUUAGGCAAUGCCUUUGAUUUGUCCAUACCUUAUGUCAUGCCUGAAACUCAAAAGGCCAAUUUAGCAGUCUGGGGUGAGACAGUUACACCCAAUUUACAAAGAGGAACAGGAACACUUAAAAAUUCCAAUUGUUUAAGUUUACUAAAGGCGAUCGAGGAAGCUAUUAAAAAGUGGGAGCUGGAUUCGGGUACUAGCCCUAAUCUAUUAAGAAUUGUGGUCUCUUCGUUUGGCUCCCCUUUUUGGCAGUUUGAUGAAAACAAAAGUAGCCUUUCUACGGACUUUACGGCUACACUGUUACUGCUCAAAUCAAUAGUGCGAUCAACCAACGCAGUAGCUUUAGUAACCAUUCCUCAUCAAUUGUUAAACCAAAGUUUGGUUUCUCGGAGUCGGCAUUUGGCUGAUGUCGUAAUUCAACUAAAAUCGUUGCGAGAAGAUCCUCACCUCCGUGAUCUGAUGGACGUCCACGGCAUCCUCGAAUUAAAAAAGGUGGCAAAUCUAACAUCACUCAAACCCAUCUUAGGUCAGGAUGGGACAACCACUUACGGAUUCAAAGCCACUAAAAGGAAGUUCAAAAUAGAGAAGCUUCACCUUCCACCGGCUAUUGACGAUGACAAAUCAUCGCCUGACCACUCAUCAUCACUUGGUUGUUCAUCCGCUGCAUCAAAGACCAAUCUCGAUUUCUGAGAUGAAUCUGUCGGUUAUAUCAGAAAGCUCUUGUGUUUUUGUAAAUAUACGACAUGGGAGCCCUUACCUUUUCGCCAUUUUCCUUUUUUUUUAAAGUAAGUUUCCGUGCCACUCAUCUACUGACAUAGUCAUGUACCAUCUGCUGCACAAACCGCUAACUAUUCUGAAAGCUAAUGUCUAAAACGGAUGCGACUAUCUGUUUCGAAAUCGUUUUCUGGCGUGUGUGUUUUGGAAAACCCAAAGUCUGUGCUGAUUCACUGUCCAUUAUUCAUCAUUUUUUUUUUGAACGCACCUUUGCCUUAUUUACGGCGUGUCGCACGUUGCAACUGUCGUUCACAUACCGCGACACCACAUGUGAAUUACAGAUGUGGUCGGUUUGGAAGCCAACAAAACGCUUUAUAAAAGAGAACUGCUGGUAGAUUGUUACGUGCCAGAAAAAUAAAAACCACUACUAUCAGAAAAUGAACAAGUCCAUAGCUGCAGUUCUCGUGCUAGUGUGCAUCCAGCUAAUUAUCGCGAGUAGCGAACAAGCAUCUGUUCCAGAAGCGCGAGAGUUGCGUCAUCACGGACACGGUAACCAUUACCACGCUCAUCGAUGUCACGGUCGUAACAAAAAGAGGUGCUCUACUACAUCGACAACAACAACGUCAGCCGGUACUGUAACAGCAGAAACAGUAACAUCUGACACCACCACUGAGGUUCCAUAGAAGUCCAGAUUAUAAUUUUUACCUUUUUUUUUUUUUUUUUUCUUGAGACAUUAUUAUAAUAAUGAUAUCUGCCCCAAUCCUGUUGGCGUUCUAGUAAUAAAUUGUUUCUUUCCCAGGA
Messenger RNA from Daphnia magna, 1977 nucleotides. It is a transcript of the gene Elp4, whose product is annotated as elongator complex protein 4. The record is from RefSeq and is a predicted model, not a curated record. NCBI's taxonomy places the organism in Eukaryota, Metazoa, Arthropoda, Branchiopoda, Diplostraca, Daphniidae. The coding region runs from base 58 to 1152 and encodes 364 amino acids. Gene Ontology annotation, cellular component: elongator holoenzyme complex; transcription elongation factor complex; cytoplasm. The transcript is spliced from 8 exons. Gene Ontology annotation, biological process: tRNA wobble uridine modification.